Messenger RNA from Cephus cinctus (wheat stem sawfly), 2111 nucleotides. It is a transcript of the gene Gmd, whose product is annotated as GDP-mannose 4,6 dehydratase. Gene Ontology annotation, molecular function: GDP-mannose 4,6-dehydratase activity. The coding region runs from base 430 to 1500 and encodes 356 amino acids. NCBI's taxonomy places the organism in Eukaryota, Metazoa, Arthropoda, Insecta, Hymenoptera, Cephidae. The transcript has 7 exons. The record is from RefSeq and is a predicted model, not a curated record. Gene Ontology annotation, biological process: GDP-mannose metabolic process.
GCUUGUGUAAACAUUCCAUUUCUACUCGAUUACUGGAUAUCAUGUACCUCACAAGUAUUUAUAACUUUGCUAGCGGUUUUAAAGUGGCAUUGUUAUAUUGUACUGCACCGGCUUUUAACUCAAACCUUUAAAGUUCGUAAUUUAUAUCGUGAUUUAACCCUUAUAACGAUACUGAACAUUAUUUUGGUACCCUUAUUAUAUCGGGUUGUAUAUUUUAAUAUGUAAGUAUAAACUAGUGAUUGCUUUUCCUCUUUAUCGCAGAGCGUUAUAUCCUAUUGUAUCCGCUGUCAUGUUAUCAAGCUGACAUUUUCUGCCACGUAUUUGAUUCGUAAUAUCCUGAUUGUAUGCAGUAUUAUCACACACGCGCCACGUUUACCGUUUGUUUACCUACAUAUAUUUAGCACCGGACUCUAUUAAAUAGAAAGUGAAAUGGCAGGAAGUAACGUCAAGCAUGUUGCACUUAUAACUGGUAUAACCGGACAGGAUGGUUCAUAUUUGGCAGAGUUUCUUCUCGAGAAGGGGUAUGAUGUUCAUGGUAUCAUCAGAAGAGCUAGUACUUUUAAUACUGGACGUAUCCAGCAUCUUUAUGCAGAUCCUAAGUCUCACCGUCAAGGCAAAAUGAAAUUACACUAUGGAGAUAUGACAGAUUCUAGUUGUUUAGUUAAAAUUAUUAGUUUGGUUCAACCAACUGAAAUUUAUAAUCUUGCAGCACAGAGCCAUGUGAAGGUAAGCUUUGAACUUAGUGAGUACACUGCAGAAGUAGAUGCAGUUGGAACUUUAAGAUUGUUAGAUGCCAUACGAACAUGUGGACAAGAAAAAACUGUGCGGUUUUACCAAGCAUCUACUUCGGAGCUUUAUGGCAAAGUGGCCGAAGUACCACAAACGGAGAAAACACCAUUUUACCCACGAUCACCUUAUGCAUGUGCUAAAAUGUAUGGAUUCUGGAUUGUGAUAAACUACAGAGAAGCUUACAAUAUGUAUGCUUGUAAUGGAAUAUUAUUUAAUCAUGAGAGUCCACGAAGAGGAGAAAAUUUUGUUACGAGAAAGAUCACAAGAUCAGUUUCUAAGAUACAUCUAGGCCUUCAAGAAGUUCUAGAGUUAGGCAAUUUAGAUUCUAAACGUGAUUGGGGACAUGCGAAGGAUUAUAUAAAGGCAAUGUGGCUGAUGCUCCAACAACCGACUCCUGAAGAUUUUGUCAUUGCUACUGGUGAAACACAUAGUGUUAGGGAAUUUGUGGAGGAAGCAUUCAAGCACGUUGGACGAACGAUUAAAUGGGAGGGUGAAGGAGUUAAUGAAGUUGGCCUUGAUGCUUCAUCUGGUCAACUUUUGGUUCGAGUCAAUCCAAAAUAUUUUCGACCAACGGAAGUGGAUUUGUUGUUGGGUGAUUCCACCAAAGCCAAAGAGAAGUUCGGAUGGGAGCCUACAGUCACUUUCAAGGAACUCGUAAAGGACAUGGUGGAAGCCGAUCUAGAAUUGAUGAAGAAGAAUCCUAACGCUUAAAAGUAUUAUACUUUCUUUUUGAAAGUAAAAGCAUUUCACAAGGGUAUACUCCGAAAUUUAAUCCUAGGUCAUAAAAGUUAAUGACAGUCCAACAUUAAAUUCUUCGACGAUCUAUUGGCUAAUAUGUUUCAUUUGCGAUCUUUAUCAAACUUUAUAGUAUACCCUGAAAAAGGAAGAAAUUAUCUUCGAGUCUAGAAGAUAAAAACUUAUUAAUAUCCAUGUCAGCAUUUUCCAGUGAUAUACGGAAUUACAAUAGAUCAAUUUCAAAUAUAUUCUUAUCUAUAAAUGACAACCUGUAUGUAUGUAUAUGUAUAUAUAUCUUCCACGGUAAUAUAUAUCACCAUGGAAGAAUUACGAAAUGAUAUAAGCACUGUCGCCGUCAUAUAAUUUUACAACUUUAAGUACAACGCAUGGAACUUGUGCAAGAUUUCAAAGUCUUCAGAACAUUCCCAGUGAAAUUAAUUGUGGGGACGUAUAUGAAAGGAAUAUUUUAGUAACAAGCACAAAGAAUGUGAAUAACUAUCCAUGAGCGAUUAUCGUUCAUAUAUUUGUACAUACAUUAUAAUACUAGUCCCACAGUAUUGUUUCUGUGUAUUACGCAGCAUAUCGAU